CCAAGAUUCCAAUAUAAAGCGUUUGAGCGGCAGCAGCCUGCUCCAGUCUCUCUCCGCUGCUCGCUAGUUUACAUUAAACCUUUUAUCAGCUAACUUAUAUUUUAUUGAUCUGUCCUUAUAUUUUAUUGAUCUGUCCGCGUGAACCAGCAGACCAACAUGCUCUCUACUCGCUCUGCUCUCUCCGUGAAGAACCAGCAGUCCCUCAGCAGAGACAUCAGCAACAUGUCGCUGGACAAAGAGAACACGCCGCCCAGUCUCAACCCGACCCGGGUCCUGGCGACCAAAACCGCCCGGAACAUCUUCUCCUCUCCGGAGGUGAAGAAGAGCAGCAGCAGGGAGGAAGAGGAGGAGCCGCUGCUGAAGGAAAACCCUCGACGCUUCGUCAUCUUCCCCAUCCAGUACCACGACAUCUGGAACAUGUACAAGAAGGCCGAGGCCUCUUUCUGGACCGCCGAGGAGGUGGACCUGUCCAAGGACCUGCAGCACUGGGAGUCCCUGAAGGACGAGGAGCGGUUCUUCAUCUCUCACGUUCUGGCGUUCUUCGCCGCCAGCGACGGCAUCGUUAACGAGAACCUGGUGGAGCGCUUCACACAGGAAGUCCAGGUGACGGAGGCCAGGUGUUUCUACGGCUUCCAGAUCGCCAUGGAGAACAUCCACUCAGAGAUGUACAGCCUCCUCAUCAACUCCUACAUCAAGGAGCCCAAAGAGAGAGAAUACCUGUUCAACGCCAUCGAGACUCUGCCGUGUGUGAAGAAGAAGGCCGACUGGGCCAUCAACUGGAUCGGCAACAAGAGCGCCAACUACGGAGAGCGAGUUGUGGCCUUCGCCGCCGUGGAGGGAAUCUUCUUCUCUGGUUCCUUCGCUGCGAUCUUCUGGCUGAAGAAGAGAGGCCUGAUGCCCGGCCUGACCUUCUCCAACGAGCUCAUCAGCAGAGACGAGGGUCUCCACUGUGACUUUGCCUGUCUGAUGUUUAAACACCUGGUGAACAAACCGUCGGCAGAAACCGUCACCAAGAUCAUCAAGAACGCCGUGGAGAUCGAGCAGGAGUUCUUGACGGAGGCUCUGCCGGUGAAGCUGAUCGGGAUGAACGGGGACCUGAUGAAGCAGUACAUCGAGUUCGUAGCCGACAGACUGAUGCUGGAGCUGGGCUUCACCAAGAUCUACCGGGUGGAGAACCCCUUCGACUUCAUGGAGAACAUCUCUCUGGAGGGGAAGACCAACUUCUUUGAGAAGAGAGUGGGAGAGUACCAGAGGAUGGGCGUGAUGUCAGGACCCUCAGACAACACCUUCAGGCUGGACGCUGACUUCUGAGAGGAACCACAUCUGGUUCAAACUGGUUUAAUCUGGUUCAAACUGGUUUAAUCUGGUUUAAACUGGUUUCUGUUGGACUCACGAUGAGAACUGGAUCAAUAAGAAGCUCUUCAGACGGUCUCUCCUCCAGGUUCAUAUCUCGGAUCAGAACCUGGUUUGUUUUUAUAAAAUCUGCUAUAUUAGUAUGUUUUAUAUGGACCUAACGUGUUUUAGUUUAUUUACUUUGUACAGUUUGCUUUUUUGUAAUAAAAUCAAUUUAACUUUG
This is a messenger RNA of Centropristis striata (black sea bass), 1576 nucleotides long. RefSeq names its product ribonucleoside-diphosphate reductase subunit M2-like. Gene Ontology annotation, cellular component: cytosol. Gene Ontology annotation, biological process: deoxyribonucleotide biosynthetic process. The transcript has 10 exons. Lineage: Eukaryota; Metazoa; Chordata; Actinopteri; Perciformes; Serranidae. Gene Ontology annotation, molecular function: ribonucleoside-diphosphate reductase activity, thioredoxin disulfide as acceptor. The record is from RefSeq and is a predicted model, not a curated record. The coding region runs from base 157 to 1311 and encodes 384 amino acids.